This is a messenger RNA of Rotaria sordida, 1407 nucleotides long. NCBI's taxonomy places the organism in Eukaryota, Metazoa, Rotifera, Eurotatoria, Philodinida, Philodinidae. The record is from the annotation of a GenBank genome assembly.
AUGGAUAAUGAAAAUCAUUUAGUAGAAGAAAAUCCAUUACAAGAAAUUAUCACUUUUAAAUCACUUGGUCUUAAUGAUGUAUUAUGUGAAGCAUGUGAAAAACUUGGUUGGAAAACACCAACAAAAAUUCAAUGUGAAGCAUUACCAAUUGCAUUUCAAAAUCGAGAUAUAAUUGGUUUAGCAGAAACUGGUUCAGGAAAAACAGGUGCAUUUGCAUUACCAAUACUUCAAGCAUUAUUAGCAUCACCACAACGUCUUUUUGCACUUGUUUUAACACCAACACGUGAAUUAGCUUAUCAAAUAAGUGAACAAUUUGAAGCAUUAGGUUCAAGUAUUGGUGUUAAAUGUGCUGUUAUUGUUGGUGGUAUGGAUAUGAUGUCACAAUCGAUAGUAUUAGCUAAAAAACCACAUAUUGUUGUAGCAACACCUGGUCGACUUGUUGAUCAUUUAGAAAAUACAAAAGGUUUUUCACUUCGUUCAAUACGUUAUUUAGUUAUGGAUGAAGCUGAUCGAAUAUUAAAUAUGGAUUUUGAAGUUGAUUUAGAUAAAAUUCUUAAAAUUCUUUCAUCAUCAUCAACACGUUCAACAUAUUUAUAUUCAGCAACAAUGACAAAAAAAGUUGCAAAAUUACAACGUGCUUCAUUACGUGAUCCAGUUAAAAUUGAAGUAUCAGAUAAAUAUUCAACUGUUGAAAAAUUACAACAAGCAUAUUUAUUUAUACCAGCUAAAUAUAAAGAUGUUUAUUUAAUUUCAAUAUUAAAUGAUAUGAGUGGAAAAUCUAUUAUUGUUUUUGCUUCAACUUGUACAACAACAUUAAGAUUAGCAUUAUUAACUAGAAAUUUAGGUUUUACAACUGUACCAUUACAUGGACAAAUGAGUCAAACAAAACGUCUUGGUGCAUUAAACAAAUUUAAAGGCAAAGCUCGAUCAAUUCUUAUAGCUACUGAUGUAGCUAGUCGAGGUUUGGAUAUUCCACAUGUUGAUAUUGUUAUUAAUUAUGAUAUUCCAACACAUUCAAAAGAUUAUAUACAUCGUGUUGGUCGAACAGCACGUGCUGGUCGUAGUGGUAAAUCAAUAACAUUUGUAACACAAUAUGAUAUUGAAUUAUAUCAACGUAUUGAAUAUCUGAUUGGUAAACAAUUAUCACAAUAUGUUACACAUGAAGAUGAAGUUAUGCUUUUAUUAGAACGUGUUAAUGAAGCUGAUCGACAAGCUCGAAUACAAAUAAGAGAAAUUGAAGAUGAUAAAAAAGAUAAUCGACGAAAACGUAAAAACAAAGAUAAACAAAAUGAUGAUUUUGAUGAUAUGAAAUCAUCAAACAAAAAACGAAAACAUGAAUAUAACGAUUCUGAAAAUGGUUUUGGUGUUAAAAAACAUUUGAAGAAAAAAAAAAGAAUAAAUAAAUAA